AUGCCAGUUAACACGACGGACCUAGAAAAUGCCAUCCGAAAUGCUAUACCAGUGACAUUUCUGGAUAUCGAGGACCAGUCGAGUGGGUGUGGGGAGAAUUACGCUAUCAUCCUUGUCAGUGAGGCAUUUGAGGGAAAGUCGACGUUGGGGAGGCAUAGGUGGGUCAAUGAACUGUUGAAGAACGAGAUAUCGCAGAUGCAUGCGUUUUCCCAGAAAACGUUCACCCCCAAGCAAUACGAGAUUUAUCUUGCCAAGCAGGGGUGACAGAUGGCAAUGACACAACCGUUUGAUAUUCACAUAUUGUACUAUAUAACCAAUGAUAUGCUCCGCAAUUCUAUAUGCAAGAUAUUGUAUUGUCUAAGAGCACGUUUUGUGUACGGAUGUAUUUAUACCCGUUUCUAU
Molecule: messenger RNA, 402 nt
Organism: Guyanagaster necrorhizus
Lineage: Eukaryota; Fungi; Basidiomycota; Agaricomycetes; Agaricales; Physalacriaceae
Product: bola-like protein
Exons: 4
Coding region: 1-264 (87 amino acids)
Biological process (GO): protein maturation; intracellular iron ion homeostasis
Cellular component (GO): nucleus; cytosol
Molecular function (GO): 2 iron, 2 sulfur cluster binding
Source: RefSeq, a predicted model, not a curated record